This is a messenger RNA of Eufriesea mexicana, 2019 nucleotides long. Its product is annotated as sec1 family domain-containing protein 2. Lineage: Eukaryota; Metazoa; Arthropoda; Insecta; Hymenoptera; Apidae. The transcript has 10 exons. Gene Ontology annotation, biological process: vesicle-mediated transport. The record is from RefSeq and is a predicted model, not a curated record. Bases 1 to 1986 code for a protein of 661 amino acids.
AUGACAGAUAUUAUUUUAGAAAUUAGAAAAUUUAUCGCUGAAUGUUGGACAAAUAUUUUUGCAGAAGUAUGUAAUUCAGUAGUUUAUAUAGAUCAUUGUGCAAUUGAAUGCUUACAUUGGUACACAGCGGGUAAAGGUUAUGUAACAUUAAAAGAUGCUGGUGCAAUUGCAGUUUAUGAAUUUGGAAUGUAUCAUUUUCGAUAUGUUGAAGUUAAAGAUGCUAAGAAAGCUGUUAUUAUAUCAACAUCUGGUGAUCCAGCAUUUUAUCAAAGAACAAUUAAAAUGAUUAUGGCAAAGAAUGUAUUUCAAAACUGUAUUGUUUACUGCAGUGUGCCUUGUUGCACUAUUGAUCCUUUAGGAAUAUCAUCUGUUGAAGAAAAGUUAAAUUAUACAAAGCUGGAAAAGGAUAUUAAGAUUUGGAUGAUGUCAAAAAAUCUUUCGCAAGAACCUAUUGUCAAUGUUAUCUAUGUACCAAUUUUGGUUGCCCUUUUAAAUAAGAAUCUGUUUAUAACACCUCCUUUUGGAGAUAUAAUGCCAACUUUAAAUACAAAUAUUUCAAAAGAUAUGUUUAUCAAAUUAAAUUUUUUAGCAUAUUCAUUUUAUAGUCUAUUCAAUAGCAUAAAAGUUAAAUUAGAUAUUUAUUCAGUUGGAAAGUUCAGUGAUCAACUUGCAGAGAAUUUGGAAAAUUAUAUAUCUACUACUGAUCAUUGGAAUAAUUUAUCAGAAACUCCAGAAAUAGGAGUUUCUCUUAUUUUGAUUGAUAGAACAUUAGAUCUUUGUACACCUACUAGUAAUAACAUGGAAUCUUUCCUCACAAAAAUAUUACGAACGUUUCCUCGUUUACCACAUCAUGAUAAUGAUGUAGCUAUUAAUCUAUCACCUGUGUUUGGAAAAGUAACGGAAAUUUUACAACCAUAUGAAAUACCAGGGUGUUUAGCAAAUAUAGGAGAUGCUAUGAUGGAUCUCUUUAUUUCACAAAAGGAAAAAAUGUUAUUAGGAACAGCCAAUCAAUUUCUAAAUGAUAUAGUUUCAACAAAAGAUAGUCAAAAAUUGAAAACACCAACAAGAAUUUCUGGGCAUAGUUUAGAAAAAGUUGUUAGUAAGAUUCAGUCUAAAAAUACUAUUGAUUCUAUGGUGAUUCAUAUAGAAAAACUUCAGUGUAUUUUAGCAAUAAUAGAAGCAUCCACAUCACAAAAGACUGGUCAAUUUGAAUUACUUACUAGUUUAGAAAAAUUAGCUUUGCAAAAUCUUUCUGUGAGUCGAGAGUCGUCAAGUAUUCUGGUACAGUUGAGUAAUAUUAUACGCACUCGAAUUCACAGAGGACUUGAUAUUGAAAACUUAUUAGCAUUAUUAAUACAUAUCUAUGCUCUUGCGGGAACGCAGAUUCGGUUUUCUACACAACAAGAACUUCAAUUAGAAGAAUCAAUUGCAGAUGCAAUUUUUGAAGAUCUUCAGGUUUUAAAAGAAAAUCCAUUGAACAGUACAAAGUCAAUCUAUCAGCGUACUUUAUUACUCUUAGGAGUGCACGAUAUUACUGUAGCGCAAGAAACGUCAUGUAAGAUUGCAGCGCGUAUUGUUGAUACUCUGCGAUCAAUUGCAGAACAACGUUUAACAUUACAAGAUUACAGAUUUUGUAUUUUGAAACCAAGUUCUCAAGAAGCAACUCGGCAUAUUAGUAUCUUAGAACAAGUUAUUAAGGAUAUAUUCUAUGUAGAUAUAGGACGAGAAUUACGGGAUCUACAUAAAAAAUCGUCUUCAUUUAUUUCAGCUGGUUUUAAUUUGAUUUUAAGGGGUAAAACAAAACGUCAUCCUCGAGACAAUCCCUAUAUUUUAAUAUACAUUGUUGGUGGAAUUACUGCAGAAGAAGCAAAAGUAAUUCAAGAAGUAGCAUUAGUGCCCAAUGACAAGGAAAUACCACAUGUAAUAUUAGCAGGGUCUAGGUUGUUAAACCCUUUGGACAUAGUGGAUAAAAUAUUUUUUGGUUAACUAUAUUUUUUAGAAAAACUUGUAAAUAUAAUA